GAAGCACGUCAUCAAAUAUUCAACUGGGCCCAAUGCCAACCGGGAACGGGAGAUGCUUGAUCGGCUUCGCGAUGUCCCCGGCGUGCUGCAAUACGAAAAUGUCUUCCAUACCGAACCCGGUGUGGCGCUCGUUCUGCCCUUUUAUGACCUGACGCUGGGCAGGUUGUGUAAGAUAUACGAACGUGGUCUACCCGAGGAAAUGUCCUGGGCGUUGAUCCUCUCCGUCGGACAGGCCCUGGCAUCAAUGCACGAGCGCAACCUGAUUCACUUGGACGUCAAGCCGGACAACAUCCUAUUGCGACGGGACGGCCACAUCGUUCUGUGCGACUUUGGCAUCUCCAUCGACAUGAGCUCCCCGCCCAAUUUUCCUGUCGAUGGCGACGGCAUUUACCUGGCCCCGGAAGUUCUCAAUGAAACCCCGACAACGGCUGCUGAUGCUUUUAGCUUUGGCAUCACCCUUCUUGAAGGUAGCUGUCCCUAUCUCGUGGGCCAACCCCCCAUCAAGGAGAACAUACGCCAAGAUUGUUUCAAAGACGAGUACUUUUGGCCUGAAGUCAGUGCCGACUUGCGUGACCUCAUCAAGGCGCUCUGUGCUUCCAAGGCUCAGCACCGGCUGACAUUGGCAGCGGCCGUGGCCAAGGCGCAGCAACACGCCGGCCCACACUUGCAAGCCGCCGUGAUCGAGUGUAUUGAACGCGGUUUGAGCUGUGUCCAAUCCGAGCAACCGCACGAGCCCAUGUCGGCGAGGUUGGCCGGAGCCACUCGGUCAAUCUUACCCCAUUCGCCUCGCGGUGAUCAUUUGGCCCCACCGCAAGACAACGAUGAGUUGAACAUGUCCAUCAUCAGCGCCGAGGUGACACUGCCAUGGAUGAUUCGAAUGAUUCAGAGUGCGUCACUCUUCUCUCGCAAAUUCAUGCUGGCUCGGAUAUGA
Messenger RNA from Monosiga brevicollis MX1, 931 nucleotides. RefSeq lists its product as uncharacterized. Gene Ontology annotation, biological process: peptidyl-serine phosphorylation; intracellular signal transduction. The transcript has 10 exons. Bases 53 to 931 code for a protein of 292 amino acids. Gene Ontology annotation, molecular function: ATP binding; protein serine/threonine kinase activity. Lineage: Eukaryota; Choanoflagellata; Craspedida; Salpingoecidae. The record is from RefSeq and is a predicted model, not a curated record.